CGCGCCUUCCCUUCUCGUCUCGGAAGCGGGACUGACGAGGGACCGACACGGCUCAGACAGGCCUCAGCGGGCCAGGAUGGGCGGUGGGUGGUAAGGCGGUGGGGGCUGCAGCAUGACGGGCAGCAUCCUGGGCACCAUAAGGGGGGCGGGUGGCAGCAGUGGUGGUGGCAUCAGUGGUCGGUGUGGCGGUGGGGGCAGCACAAAAUGUGCUCCUGUCAAGAGACGAAAGCCCAUGACACCGUCAGAGAUCAGCCCGCGUCAUUGCGAUGGAUCUUGGUUGUGUCUCUGCUUCACUCACCGGCAGCGGUUGGAUGAGGCGCAUGCAUGCCAGCAGCGGCAGCAGGGGCAGCUAGGAAGGGUGCCGAUGGGGCCAGCCAGGGGAGUUUGAGAGCCUGCAUGACCGACCGACACACAACAUGUGAUUGACAUUGUGCCGCUUUUCGCCUGUGUGCUGACUGGCUGACCUCCUCUGCUGAUGCGCCCUCGAAGAUUGCAACCAAAAGGCUGACGAGGUCCCUCGAUGGCGGCUCGGGCAGCUCCCUCGAUAGAGCAGCGCGGAGGCCGGUCUCGGUGUCCUGCAUUUCGAAAAAAAGGGCAAGUAAAGUGAAUGUCUCUCAGACAAGUGUCUGGUUAAUGCUCUCCUACAUAAUUGGCGACGAUGUCCGCGGCCUUGUCGGCGUCGACGCCCAUCAAACGCAGUAUAGCGACCCAUGGC
This is a messenger RNA of Vitrella brassicaformis, 715 nucleotides long. The record is from the annotation of a GenBank genome assembly. NCBI's taxonomy places the organism in Eukaryota, Vitrellaceae.